Molecule: messenger RNA, 1749 nt
Organism: Ricinus communis (castor bean)
Lineage: Eukaryota; Viridiplantae; Streptophyta; Magnoliopsida; Malpighiales; Euphorbiaceae
Product: ADP,ATP carrier protein 1, mitochondrial
Exons: 3
Coding region: 526-1617 (363 amino acids)
Biological process (GO): mitochondrial ATP transmembrane transport; mitochondrial ADP transmembrane transport
Cellular component (GO): mitochondrial inner membrane
Molecular function (GO): ATP:ADP antiporter activity
Source: RefSeq, a predicted model, not a curated record
AAUAAUGUGGCUGGUUCAAUCUUCUGGAAAGGCAGUAAUGGUCGCAUGUCUAACUAGAUACAUUUGACUAUUUGAUAGCUCUCGUAGAUUGAUUUCUCAUUUUAAUAUUUGCAGCUGUUUCUUUUUUCUUUUGUUUUUUAAAAAUCAUAUAUUUAUAAGUAGUUAAUUCUGACAUUUGGUAUAUAAAUUCAGUGAGACAGCAGGCCAAUGAGAGUUCUCUAAACUUAAUAAAGUUGUAAAUUUUAUUUUCGGAAAAUGCAAAAGUUUUCUCCAAAUGUUGCCCGUAAGUAAGCCACUCAAAUUUAGAUACUAGCUAGUUGCCCCAGUUUGACCUAUUUGAAAUACAACCUACCUGGAAAUACAACUGCUCAUAAAAGAAGAAAUGUCAAAGUUUCCAAAUAUAAAACUCAUAUCAUAUCAUGCAGCUGCUGUUAGAUCAGAUGUAAAUAACGUUCAACGAGCAAUUAAUAAUCCUAUAACCGUCUCGCUUGAUUCUGUUCCUGGGCUCUUGGUUGUGACAAGCAAAUGGCUGAUAGGCACCGUCACCAGUACCAGUAUGGGGGCUUUCAAAGCCCGGCUCUGCAUCAAGGCCAGUUUGCAUAUAGUAAGUACUGCAAUCCAGGAUUGCAGUGUCCUACAACUAGGACAUGCCAAGCUUCCCCUGAUCUUUCAGUGCUUGUUCAAGCCCCAUCAGAGAAAGGGCUAGCAGGAUUUGCUGUAGAUUUUGUUAUGGGUGGAGUUUCCGCAACUGUGUCCAAAACUGCUGCAGCGCCGAUUGAGCGUGUGAAGCUCUUGAUUCAAAACCAAAACGAAAUGAUUAAAGCUGGUAGACUUUCUGAACCCUAUAAAGGAAUUGGAGAUUGUUUCAGCCGAACAGUCAAAGAUGAGGGUUUUCUUUCAUUAUGGAGAGGCAACACGACAAAUAUCAUCCGUUACUUGCCCACUCAGGCAUUUAACUUCGCAUUCAAAGAUUACUUUAAAAGGCUUUUCAACUUUAAGAAGGAUAGAGAUGGCUACUGGAAGUGGUUUGCUGGUAACUUGGCAUCAGGUGGUGCUGCUGGUGCCUCUUCUCUGCUCCUGACCUAUCCUUUGGAUUAUGCAAGAACUCGUCUCGCAAAUGACGGCAAAGCUGUAAAGAAGGGAGGGGAGAGGCAAUUCAAUGGUUUGAUUGAUGUCUACAGGAAGACUGUGCAAUCAGAUGGUGUUGCUGGGCUUUACCGUGGAUUUAACAUUUCAUGUGUUGGCAUCAUUAUAUACCGUGGUCUUUAUUUUGGAAUGUAUGAUUCUCUGAAGCCAGUAGUCCUGACAGGCAAGCUCCAGGAUAAUUUCAUGGCUAGCUUUGCCCUUGGUUGGGUAGUGACAAAUGGUGCUUCUCUUGCUUCCUACCCAAUUGACACCGUUCGCAGAAGAAUGAUGAUGACAUCAGGUGAAGCUGUUAAGUACAAGAACUCAAUGGAUGCAUUAUCUCAGAUCCUGAAGAACGAAGGGGCUAAAUCACUGUUCAGGGGUGGUGGUGCAAACAUCCUCCGUGCAGUUGCUGGUGCUGGUGUUCUUUCUGGGUAUGACAAGCUUCAGGUUCUUGUGUUAGGAAAGGCUUAUGGUUCUGGUGGGGCCUAAAGGCUUAACUUCUGUCAAUCUUUUCCAGUUUAUGUAGCUAUAGAUGAUGAUGAAAAUCUUGCUGUUCGGAUUUUUUAGAAUUUAUUUGGUGUGAUUCUUUACUCAAUAAAACAAAAAUCAUUAUGCAGUGAA